Messenger RNA from Cryptotermes secundus, 964 nucleotides. Its product is annotated as protein SREK1IP1-like. The record is from RefSeq and is a predicted model, not a curated record. Lineage: Eukaryota; Metazoa; Arthropoda; Insecta; Blattodea; Kalotermitidae. Gene Ontology annotation, molecular function: zinc ion binding; nucleic acid binding. The transcript is spliced from 2 exons. Bases 358 to 846 code for a protein of 162 amino acids.
UUUUAAUUUCCCACCGGCAAAUAAAUGGGCUCUCGUAAACUAAGUAAUGAUGACAUAACGGUAUAAGAAGAAACUUGCGAUGACGUAACAUUACUUGACCAUGCUGUGCAACAGUAACAGCAACGUUAGUUUCCGAGACUUUGAUGUAGUUUAUUUUAUAUUGCAGUGAGUGAAUGUAUGUGAAGUUCGAGGUUAUAUGUACCCCAUUCGUCCAGAAGGCUCCAAAUUUUGACCAUUUUACCUCGUGUGUAAUAGCUUUUAAAUGUCACAAACGUCACAAACCUGCGAAUUGAUAAUUGUGGUCAGUUUUAUCGAACUUUGGAUACAUGGAAUGAUUCCAUAUGCACUUACCUGAAAAUGGAUUCUGACAUUCUGUCCCAUCUUGUCCCCCAAGGGAAGGAAACCAUUCGUCCAGCCUGUAAGAAAUGCGGUUAUGCUGGCCAUCUGACAUUCCAGUGCAGAAAUUUCAUAAAAGUAGAUCCAAACAGAGAGAUUGUACUUGAUGUAAGCAGCACCAGUAGUGAAAGUGAAGAUGAAUAUUUGACACCACUUACAGAACUGAGAGAGAAGGAAUUGAAGAGUAAAUUGAAAAAAGCCAAAAAGAAAAGGAAGAGAGCAAAGAGAGAGAAGAAGAAAUCUAAAUCGUGUGAUUGUUCACGGUCUCGGUCUGAUGAUAGUGAGAACGAUGAUAUGAAAAAACGUAAAAAACAUGACGACAGUGACCAUGAUGAUGAUAAUAUUAAAAAACAUAAGCACAAGAAAAGAAAGAAACAUUCACAUCAUAAAAAACAGAGGAAGGAAAAAGGGACAUCUUCAGAAGUUUCAACUGAUACAGACAGUACUUAAGGCCAUAGAAAUGUAUACAUGUGAAGUGGUUAUUGAUAUUUUAUUACACUUCUAAAUUUAUCAUUUCCUGUAAAAAAAGUUUCAUGAUAAUAAAGUUCUUAUAUACUAUUUCAUCAGA